UCCUCUUCCUCCUCAGGGGCAGGUGUAGCCUUGGCAGAGCCCUGAACAUCUGGGACCCCGGGAAUGGCUGGAGGCAUGGCUGGGGGCGUGGGGCCCAGGCUCAGGGACUUCCUGAGUGGGAGCCUGGCCACCUGGGUGCAGGGCCUGGCAGCGCUGGUUGGGGAGGGACAAGAGAAAGAAGAUGGGGAGGAGGAAGAAGAAGGGCCCCUGAGCCCCGAGGAUCGGUUCCUGAGGCUCAGUGACGGGGCUCUGCUGCACCGGGUCAUGGGCCUCAUAGCCCCCAACUCCCGAGGGGGUCUCCGUCCUGGAGGAGUUCAGGGGGGGCCCGGGGCUCGUCGGGUGACACGCCUGAGCCACCUGCAAGCUCGACUCAGAGACUUCUACCAGGAAGAGCUGCAGCUGCUGAUCCUUGUGCCGCCCCCAGACCUCCAGAUGCUGGGCUUUGAGCCCCUCUCAGAGGAGGUCAUAGAGGAGCUGGAGGGGACCCUAAAGCUGAUGCUGGGGGCCUCCGUGCAGUGUGAACACCGGGAACUCUUUAUUCGGCACAUCCAGGGACUCAGCCUUGGGGUGCAGAGUGAGCUGGCAGCUGCCAUCCAGGAGGUGAGCCAGCCAGGUGCAGGCAUGGUGCUGGCCCUGGCAGGGCCUGAGCCAGGGGAGCUGGCCGGCCCAGAGCUGGAGCUGCUGGUCCGAAGCCACAUGGAGGCCUUAGUGAAGCUGGCGAGGGAGCGAGACCGGACAGCCCAGCGCCUGGCAGAAAUGCUGCAGGAGCAAGAGGUGCCCUCCCUCCAGCCAGAACCCCCCCAGGGGGUGUCUCAGGAGGGACCUCACCACCACCUCACUCUGCAGCUGGCAGAUGCCAAGGCCCAGCUCAGGAGGCUGAGGCAGGAGCUGGAAGAGAAGGCUGAGGAGUUGUUAGACUCCCAGGGGGAGGUGCAGGGGCUGGAGUCUGAGAUCCGGAGGCUGCGGCAGGAGGCCCAGGUGCUGUCAGGCCAGGCCAGGAGAGCCACUCUGUACCGAGAGGAGGCCGAGGUGCUUCGGGAACGGGCGGGGCGGCUGCCCCGGCUGCAGGAGGACCUCCGGAGGUGCCGGGAGAGGCUCCAUGUGGCCGAGGCUUACAAGGGCCAGCUGGAGGAGGAGCGGGCCCUGUCAGGAGCUCUGGAGGCUGCCCGGGCAUUGCUGGAGGAGCAGCUGGAAGGCGCCCGGGAGCGCUGCUCACGUCUCCAUGAGACCCAGAGGGAGAACCUCUUGCUGCGGGCACGGCUUGGGGAGGCACAAGUGGAGUUGGAAUCCGCCCGACAACAGCUAGACCACCUGGUAGAAGAGAAUGUGGCACUGGAGGCGGAGUUGAGAUGGACCCUGCAUCCAAGCCCCAGCUCCCCUGGGGAUGCACCGCAGCCUUGCUGGGCCCCCUCACUGCAGGACGAAGUGCGAGAGGUGGAGGUGGGGCGUCUCCGGAGCUUGGAGCAAGAGAACCGGGAGCUUCGAGGCCAGCUUCGGGAGCUGAAGGCAGGGAGAUGGAGCCAGCCUCCCUUAACUGAGGUGGAAGAUGAAGAGUCAGAGGUCCCCAAGCUGGAGGAACGCAACCAGGUCCUGGAGCCCUCAGGGCUCCGAGAUAUCCCAAAGACGAAGAAUGAGCCCCCACCGGUGUUGGCCUCUCUUGGUGACGGUCAUGGAAAAUCUCUCCCAGUCUCAGAAGGGUCUGUGUUGGAGUGCAGCAGGCCCUCAGACUCUCCAGAUGCCUCUGGGGAAGCAGGGAAACCAGUCCGAUCUCAGGACCUGGAUGCGUUGGCCUUGACUCAGCAGCAGUCGAAAGGGAAAGCUGUCCAAGAAGAGCUCCACGGGAAGAGUCUAAGAGGAGAGAUUUCCCUCCAAGGGGAAACGGAGGCUGGGGACUUGAAAAGCAAGGCCUCGAGUGCUCAGCCUAAACCCUUGGAACGGCAGAGUGAGGGGCAGCCGGGGGGCCAGCCUCCCAGUCCAAGGCUGGAGGCGGUGCAGGGAGACGAGGAACAUGGAGAAGUCAAGCCCGUGGUCCAAGAGCAGAGACUGGAGUGUGAGGUCCAGGUUCAGGAGGGGCAAGCAGGGGAAGAUGGGGACUGGGAAAGGGAACAGCAGGCGCUGAAAGGAGACAUAGAGAGUCUGAAGAGGGCCAUGGAGGCUUUGGAGAAAGAACGCGAAUCUCUGAAGGGAGAAGUGGAGGCUGGGGAACAGAGACUGAAGGCCUUGAAUGGGGAGCGUGAGGCUUGGAGAGAAGAGCAGGAGGUCCAGGGACAGAGGCUGGAUGCUCUGGAAAGGGAGCUGGAGAGCCUUCGGCAUGAGCGGGAGACCCUUCGGGGUGAGCUGGAGGCCCAGGGGAGGAGGCUGGAGGCCCGGGGAGAGGAGGCUGCCCGGCUCGGGGAGGAGCUGGCCCGGGCUAGGAAGGCUGAGGCCGAGGCACACUCUGAGGCCGAGGCUGAGGCUCGGGAGCGAGAGGGGCUCCGAGAGGCCCUAGAGGCUGCUGGGCGAGAGUUGGAGGCCGCAGGGCGGGAGCGAGAGGCUCUGGCCGAGGCUCUGGGAGCUGCUGGCCGGGAGCGAAGGCAGUGGGAACGCGAGGGCCCCAGGCUGCGGGCCCGGGCAGAGGCGGCUGAGCAGAAGCUGCUGGAGCUGGAGAGUGAAGAGAGAGCCCUGCGGGGUCAGGCUGAGAAGGAGCGGCAGGUGGUGGAGGCCGUGAGAAAGGAGCUCCAGAAGGCCGCAGUUGAGAGUCAGCAGCUGAAAACCCAGGUGGAAAGGCUGCAGUUGGAGCUUGGGCAGGUGACCCAGGAGAGAGACACGCAGCUGAAAGAGCAGGAGAAGCACCAGGAGAGGACAUACCAAGCUUUGGAAAAGCGUCUGGAAGAAGAGAGUGUGGUUGCCUUGGCCACCAAAGAUGAGGAAAUCAUGUCUCUAAAGGCCAGGGUCCAGGGCCUGGAGGGUCAGCUCCAGUGCCAGGUUUCCUUGGGGCUGAAGGCAGAGGAGCCCCCGGGGCCAGGGGGAGCCAAGGAAUGCCCCGCUGCGGCGCAGGCGGUCCAGGAGACACUGAGCGGGCGGCUCAUCAUGGUGGAGCGCAGUAACGCAGCCCUGGCAGCUGAGAAGGCUGCCCUGCAGGGGCAGAUGAGGCAGCUGGAGGGCCAGGUGGGGACCUUGCAGGGACGGGUCCAGGAGCUGCAGCUGCAGAAUCAUCGGGCCCAGGAGCAGAGCAGCCAGCUCCAGGCAGAGAAGGCUGUGCUGGAGACACAGGGCCAAGAGCUGCGGGAAAGACUGGGGGCUCUGGACAAGGAGAUGCGAGGGGCGAGGCAGGAACAGGAGGCCGCGUGGCUCCAGCACCAGGCGCUGCUAAGGGACCACGAGGCUUUGGGGCGGCUGCAGCAGCGGCAGGAGGUGGAGCUGGAGGGGCUCCUGGGCCGCCACCGGGAGCUGAAGGCCACGCUGCGGGAGCUAGAGCUGUCCCACAAGGAGCUGCAGGGCAGGUAUGAGCAGCUGCAGGCCCAAAGGGCCCAGGUGGAGGCCCAGGAGGUGGCUUUGCAGGCGGAGCGAGAGAGGCUGGCCCAGGACAGGCUGCACCAGAAGGGCCUGGAAGAGGAGCUCCGUCGGCUACAGAGCGAGCACGAGAGGGCCCAGGUGUCCUUGGCCGAUGCCUCCAGGGAGCGAGGUGAGCUGCAGGGUGAACGGGGUGAGUUGCGGGGCAGACUGGCCCGUUUGGAGCUGGAGCGGGCGCAGUUGGAGGCCCAGGGCCAGGGCCUCCGCGAGACCAACCAAAAGCUGGACCUCAGUGUCUGCCGGCUGACCACACAGUGCCAGCUGCUGACCGAGCUGAGGGCCGCCCAAGAGGAGGAGAAUCGGCAACUGCUCGCCGAGGUGCAGACACUGAGCCGGGAGAACCGGGGUCUCAUGGAGCGGAGCCUGGAGAGCCGGGACCACCUGCACAGAGAGCAGCGGGAGUACCUGGACCAGCUCAAUGCUCUGAGACGAGAAAAACAGAAAUUGGUGGAAAAGAUCAUGGACCAGUACCGAGUGCUGGAGCCGGGACCCCUGCCCCGGACCAAGAAAGGCAGCUGGCUGGCAGACAAAGUCAAAAAGCUGAUGAGACACAAGAGGGAAGGGGGACCCCGACCUGGGGCCGAGGGAGCCGGCAGCACCGAGAGCUUGGGAGGCCCCUUGGACGUGGAGCCCCCCGAGGGCAGGGAAGCCAGUGAAACAGCUUCCCCAGGGCCUAUGCGCAGGGCCCAGAGCUCUCUCUGCCUUCGGGAUGACACCUCGUCAGGUGGGCAGCGGAGGAGGCUGAGUUCCCGGCUCCCUGUGGUCCGGGGCUCUGCAUCCUUCAGCCCCGGGGAUUCCCCCCGCCAGCGUUUCCGUCAGCGUCGCCCUGGGCCUUUAGGGGCACCCAGCUCUGGAACCGGAGGAUGGGAUGGCUCAGAUGACAUCUUAGAGGGACCAGAAGCUGCGGCUGACCAAGAGAGUGAGACAGGCUUGGGAGCUGAGUAGGGGGAGUGCGGGUCCUUCAGAGCAUGAGCCCAAGAAGGCUCCCCUCACACCUUCCCUCAGCCAGUGACCCCAUGAUGAGCUCAGGAGCCCAUUGGCCUGGGAGGACCACCCCAGAGGGACCACAGCCACAGGACUCAUGACAUGGCUGGGGAUGGGAAGAGUCUCUGUGGCUGGCUUGCCCUGGCGCCUGGACCUUGGGGGGAGGCUGCUGGGCCCACCUGCUUGUGUGAGUGCUUCAGGAGGGCGCCCCUUUACCCUGAGCCUAGAAGCAUGUGGCCGGGGGGACUGGGGGGCCCUGGUCCAUGGGGGCUGGAGUGCCUGGCAUGCGGAAGAGCAGCACAGGCAGAAGAGACACCCCUGAGGAGAGGGGCCUGGAGGAAGCUUACUUGGCUUCAGGUUCCGUUUCAUUCCAUGAAAUUCAACCCCCAUGGAUUGAGUACCUACCCCAGACAAGGCCCCAUUUCUGUUAUUUAAACCUUUGCUUUGUCUUUGGCAAGACCGCAAUAAAGCCUCUGCCUGAAUGGGGCCUCUGCCUGAA
Vombatus ursinus (common wombat) is the source of this 5035-nucleotide messenger RNA. RefSeq names its product coiled-coil domain containing 88B (gene CCDC88B). The record is from RefSeq and is a predicted model, not a curated record. The transcript has 27 exons. NCBI's taxonomy places the organism in Eukaryota, Metazoa, Chordata, Mammalia, Diprotodontia, Vombatidae. Gene Ontology annotation, biological process: cytoskeleton-dependent intracellular transport; cytoplasmic microtubule organization. Gene Ontology annotation, molecular function: dynein light intermediate chain binding; microtubule binding. Gene Ontology annotation, cellular component: cytoplasm; centrosome. The coding region runs from base 64 to 4497 and encodes 1477 amino acids.